AGUGGUUUAGCAGGAAAUUUCUAACCAGUAAAUUUUGUGCUAAAGAAAAUAAUAAUAAGAAGAAGAAAUGGUCCACUUGUCGACUGCAUGUUUCAUCAUGGUAGCCUUGUUCAUGAUGAAUCUGGUAGAGAUCAGUCCUUAUGUUCUACAAGCUGAAAUGAAAUUCGAUGAUAAAGGUAAUCGAUAUGUCAAAACUGACAAAACAUUCUACGGACUGGAUAAGAAUCAUACACUGACAAUCAAGGUGGAUGACUGUGUAAUCACAUUGGAUUUCUCUCCUCCUAAGAAAACUGAGAUCAAGGAGAAGAAAGGUACUCGAAAGGUUACAGUAACUAAAGGAUGUGACAAGAUAUUUAAGAAAUCUGCUGAAUUGAAAAAGGCUAAAAAUUAAACAUGUCGUUGUGGAGAAUAUAGCGGUUGGAUGUCAAAACGAAAAUGCAUUGUUAUAUGAAAUGCUAAUCCAAUCACUCAGAUUAUGAAUAUACUUCAUUCAGU
Messenger RNA from Trichobilharzia szidati, 495 nucleotides. The record is from the annotation of a GenBank genome assembly. Lineage: Eukaryota; Metazoa; Platyhelminthes; Trematoda; Strigeidida; Schistosomatidae.